GAAAGAAGUUUAUUCCUUUGAGGCGUAUCAUAUUUGUCAAAAUAUGGGGAGAAGUUCACUGAAGAUAGUCUUUAUGGUCGCAUUAUUGCUUGCCAUAUCUGGUAUGCAGAUGUCAUAUGCUUCCAAUGAGAGAGAAUAUGUGGUGACCCAGAAAUCUACAUCUAAAAACAAUGGUGAUGAUAUGAGCGAUCGCAAAGCACAGCUGGGUAAAGAUCCCGAAUUUUGUGAUCUAUACGUGAAGACACAUGGCACCAGUGAGUCGAAGAAAAGAUAUUUCGAGGGAGAACGUGAAAAUAUAGAAUAUUGCUCUGAAAUAGCCAAAGAUGCAAAAGAUGCAUAUCUAGAGGGGUUAGUGAUGAAAUAUGGAGAAGACCCGACAAACCAUAGGCACGAUGCAGAGGUAUGGGUUGAAAGCCAAAUUCGGAGAACAAGAGGAAAAAAGAAGGGUCAUAUCUAUGGUAUAGGAGCAUCGGAUGCCAAUUUUGUGGUUUCUGGGAUAACAUCUUCCGAAUCUACCCGGUCCACCCAAUCCAACAACAACACACAAGAAGAGAUUGAUAGGUUACGUGAAGAAGUUUCUAACAUGCGACAAUUGCAAGAACAAAUGGUACAACAAAUGGAAAGGAUGGCGAGGAUGAUGAAUGGUACAACAAAUCAAGCCAAUGAUCCCCCUCAUACUCCACCUCAUACUCCACCCGAGGAUGGUGUAUAA
Molecule: messenger RNA, 712 nt
Organism: Lactuca virosa
Lineage: Eukaryota; Viridiplantae; Streptophyta; Magnoliopsida; Asterales; Asteraceae
Source: the annotation of a GenBank genome assembly